Molecule: messenger RNA, 1332 nt
Organism: Lactuca virosa
Lineage: Eukaryota; Viridiplantae; Streptophyta; Magnoliopsida; Asterales; Asteraceae
Source: the annotation of a GenBank genome assembly
AUGGAGGGUCCCGCUGAGACACAUCGACCGGAGGGUCGUACUGUAGCCUCGAGUGGCGUACUAGCGAGGAUCGCGGGAAGGCGGGAGAAUACAUUUGUUGGGUUUUCUGAGAAGACUGGUGGAACCAUCAAAGAGCAGCUUGCUGCUAUUGCACCAGCUCUAGAACAAUUAUGGAAGCAGAAAAAGGAAAGGAUCGAGGAGUUCUCAGAUGUACAGACACAAAUACAAAAAAUAUGUGGAGAAAUUGCAGGGAGCAGUGAGCGUGCAACAGGAAACCAAGGUGUUGAUGAGUCUGAUUUAUCCUUGAAGAAGUUGGAUGAAUUCCAUGAUCAACUACAACAACUGCAGAAAGAAAAGAGUGAUAGACUGCACAAGGUCCUUGAGUUGGUGAGCAGUGUACAUGAUCUUUGUGCUGUCCUUGGGAUUGAUUUUUAUAGUACAGUAACAGAAGUUCAUCCAAGCCUCAAUGAUGCAACUGGUGUACAAUCUAAAAGCAUAAGCAAUGACACACUUACUCGCCUUGCAAAGACAGUCAUAUCUUUGAAAGAAGAUAAGAAGCAACGCUUGCACAAGCUUCAAGAAUUAGCAACCCAACUAACUGAUCUUUGGAAUUUGAUGGAUACAUCUGAAGAAGAACAGGGGUUGUUUGAUCAUGUGACUUGUAACAUGUCGGCUUCAGUGGAUGAAGUGAAUGUCCCAGGGGCCCUUGCUCUUGAUUUGAUCCAACAGGCGGAGUUGGAAGUGGAGAGGCUGGAUGAGUUAAAAGCAAGCAAAAUGAAAGAGAUUGCUUUUAAAGGCAAGGGGAGCUUGAGGAGAUAUUUGCACGUGCACAUAUUGAGAUUGACAGAGAGGAUCAUAAAAGCUAAAGAAGAAGCCCUGAGUAGGAAUUUUUUUUUGGAUAAAGUGGAGAAAUGGAUGUCAGCUUGUGAAGAAGAGAGUUGGCUUGAAGAUUACAAUAGGGAUGACAACAGGUACAAUGCAAGUAGAGGCGCACACUUGAACCUGAAGAGAGCUGAAAAGGCUCGAAUAUUGGUGAACAAAAUUCCAGGUGUGGUUGAGAGUUUGGUGGGGAAGACACGGGCAUGGGAAGAGGAGCAUGGGAUGAGUUUCAUGUAUGAUGGAGUUCCGUUGCUUGCUAUGCUAGAUGAAUAUGCGAUGCUGAGGCAUGACAGGGAAGAAGAGAAGCGAAGGGUAAAGAAGGAUCAGAAGAAGAUGGUUACCGAGCAGCGGUCGGUUAAUAGAGAUGGGAAGGUGAAGCCUAAUUCUCCAUCUCCGUUGAAGGAUGCUGUGUCACGUGUAUCCGGAACUGAGCCUGCCCCGACUACACCUUAG